Messenger RNA from Diorhabda carinulata, 947 nucleotides. RefSeq names its product gem-associated protein 2. Gene Ontology annotation, biological process: spliceosomal snRNP assembly; spliceosomal complex assembly. The record is from RefSeq and is a predicted model, not a curated record. Bases 72 to 806 code for a protein of 244 amino acids. The transcript has a single exon. Lineage: Eukaryota; Metazoa; Arthropoda; Insecta; Coleoptera; Chrysomelidae. Gene Ontology annotation, cellular component: spliceosomal complex; SMN complex; nucleus.
UACUUUAGUGUCAACAACUAUUGUUACAUAAAUAGUGUAAUAAAAAUAAUUGUUCUAUACUUAGAAAUCCGAUGGAUUAUACUAGUGAUAAUGAUUCAUAUGACAGCGAGGAAGAUUCUGGACUUUUGAAAAAAGCAUUCGAUGUACAUCUUCCUGAAAAUUUUGAUCCUAAUUCUGUGCCACGAGACGGUGAAGAAUACUUACACCAUGUUAUAUACGAACGAAAUAUGUGCAAAAAGUGGGUUGCAUCACCCAUAGAUCCAAAAAAAUUGAAGAAAUAUUCAACAUUUGAAAUACCAAUAAAAGUGAUAAAAUACAAUAUCCCCUUACAUCUGUUACCAUCUCUUGAAUGGCAAUAUCAAAAACUAAGAGAUUUUAAGGAUUUCAAAGAAACUGUAGACAAAAUAAACGAAACCUAUGAUCGAAAAGCUACUAUUAGUGUAUUUAAUGAAGAUAAAUUUAUGACCAAAUUGCAGAUAUCUGCACCCCGGUAUUCAACUAUUUGUCAGUACAAACAAACUGCUAAAAUAAGAAUGUUGGAACUUAUUACAAAUUACAUUUCUACGAAGGCAUCAUUUGAUGAUUUGGUAGCUGUGUGGGUUUUCGCAAUAUUAGUAACUCUUUCUGUUCCUCUGAGUCCAAAUGUAUACCAUGCUAUUCGUGAAUUUAUUAGAGCUUGUCAACUUAUUCGCUCAAAGUUACCAGAAAAUGAUGAAAAAAGUUGGACUGCAUUGAAUUUCUAUAUUUGUAUUUGUAGUCGAUAUUAUAGUCAAUUGGAUCUAGCAGACUUCAAUGAUAUGGAAUGAUAAAUUAAAUUGUUCCAAAUUAAUUUUCAAUUUAUUUCCCAAAAUAGCUGUACAGGUAGCAAAACAUUGUAAAAUAGAAUGUAUGAAUUUUUACUAUUUUUUGUUUGCAAGAAGUUGGAAUAUAAUAAUUCUUAUUUUUUG